Messenger RNA from Hippocampus comes (tiger tail seahorse), 4682 nucleotides. It is a transcript of the gene zbtb20, whose product is annotated as zinc finger and BTB domain containing 20. Lineage: Eukaryota; Metazoa; Chordata; Actinopteri; Syngnathiformes; Syngnathidae. The record is from RefSeq and is a predicted model, not a curated record. The transcript has 4 exons. Gene Ontology annotation, molecular function: RNA polymerase II cis-regulatory region sequence-specific DNA binding; DNA-binding transcription factor activity, RNA polymerase II-specific; protein binding. Bases 1154 to 3205 code for a protein of 683 amino acids. Gene Ontology annotation, biological process: regulation of transcription by RNA polymerase II.
AAGAGAUGUGACAGUUCAUUCACAUUUGUGGACGUGGUUGAUUCUAUCAGCCUGAGUUCCUUCCCUUUCCGAGCACCAGUACACAUAUGUGACUGUUUCAAAGUGAGGUUUACCACCCGUGUUUACAGGGCGCCAUGUCACGGCCGCGGCUUUUAUUUGUAAAUAUUGUGGCUCCUCGGCGAGCAGGAGGCACAUUACUACUACUAGUCGUAGUACUAUAACAACUCCCACUGCUUGCACAUAAUGGAGCCUUUCUCGCUCCCCUCUCUCUCUUCCGUGGGGGGCUCGAUAAGUGACGAGCAACCCAAGACGGUGCACUGUUCUCUCCCAAUGGCAGCUUUAAGUGAAAAGGCGUGCCUGCAACCCCCCCACCCUUCCACCGCCCCCCACCCCCUCUCAAAGUACCCGAUGUAUAGUUAAAAAAUGGGAGGGCACAUUUGAAGCGAGCUGCUUCUAUGAAGGUAGGCUGCAGCGUGUGUUUAUUGAUGAGAUGAAAAGAAGAUGGAAGUGAGAAAUGAAACAAAGUGAAAGGGACACGUUAGACAUCUUCUAGCUCAGACGUCGUCGUGGGGGGAGAUCCAUGCCACUUUUUCUAAGGGUCAGCGAGCUUCGAAGUGGAGGUAAGACAUGGAUUUUUUUUGUAAGUAACUAGGGGUUGGAUGGAUAUAUGCAUUAGGGAUUUUCCUGUAUGUGUGACGGGCUCCUUGUGGAGUUUUUUUUCGGCGAGGGGAGAGCUGGCUACUUGCGUGUACUCUUUUUUUUUUUUUUUUUUUUUGGUCGUAUCGCGAAGAAAAUUGUGAUAAUUCAAUAAACGUCGGACAGCAAAGCCAAAACGUCCUCCGUGCGAGGAGUGGGCUCAGUCCACGCUACUGCCGGUCUUCGAUGUCCAUUUAUAUUCGCGGAUUCAAAAAAAAAAAGAAAAAAAAAAGAAAGCUGGACAUGACGCAAGUUUCCCCCAUCUGUCACUAUUCUCAACGUGCCCACCUACCUAACAUAACCCAGCCUAAGAGCAACACAUGAUUUGGGAAGAGAGGACUGACAGCCUUGCCUAGCGCCCGGCCUCUGUUCAGCCAUCUCCACCAGCAAACUGAAGCUUGACCUGCACUUCUUCACCAGCCGCACGUCAUCUAACUGUCACAUCAGUUGCAAGGGGAUGACCGAGCGCAUUCAUAACAUCAAUCUCCACAACUUCAGCAAUUCUGUACUUGAGACCCUCAAUGAGCAGCGCAACCGUGGGCACUUCUGUGAUGUGACUGUUCGGAUCCAUGGAAGUAUGCUGCGAGCUCACCGCUGCGUGCUGGCCGCUGGAAGCCCCUUCUUUCAGGACAAGCUGCUUUUGGGCUACAGCGACAUCGAGAUCCCCUCUGUGGUCUCGGUGCAAUCCAUCCAAAAGUUGAUUGACUUUAUGUACAGCGGGAUUCUUCGAGUGUCUCAGUCGGAGGCCCUGCAGAUCCUAACCGCCGCCAGCAUCUUGCAGAUCAAGACCGUCAUCGAUGAGUGCACUCGCAUCGUGUCCCAGAAUGUGGGCCUGGCGGGCCCGGGGGCCUUCCCCGUCAUACCGGGAGAUUCCGGUCAGGACACCCCCCGCGGCACGCCCGAGUCGGCCACAUCCGGGCCGAGCAGCGACGCCGAGUCGGGCUGUAUGCAAACGUCGUCCCAGCAGAACAUGGAUCGCGCCUACACGUCGCUCUACACUUACUCGGGCCUCUCCAACGGCACCCGUGAGCGCUCCCUUUACAUCAACCCCAUGGCGACCAACUACGACCCGAGUGCCGGCGCUCAGAAAGACCAGCAGUCGCAGGAUCCCCCCUGGAUGAACCGCAUCCAGGAUCGAUCCCAGCAGGUGGACCGCUUCAUCUCCACGGCCGAGUCGACGCACUGUCGCAAGCAGUCCCGACCGGUACGCCUACAAACAGGCGGGAUGCACAUCAAGCAGGAGGCCGAAGACGAGUACGGCUGCUUUGACAACGCGGGGGACUGCCAGGUGGAGAACGACCACACCGAGGGCGCGGUGAGCGAGUCCAAGGUGGAAAGUUUCGACUCGGGUGUCAGCUCCUCCAUCAGUACUGAGCCAGACGCCAUGGAGCAGCAGCCCUACCCGAGCUUUAACCGGGGAGGGGCCGGCGGCGGCGAAGGCCAGCACGGGGAAGGCGGCCCGGUGCAGAUCGAGGUCAAUGACUCGUCCCCGGAGCAAGCGCAGGAGCCCGAUGAGGGCGACCAGAGCCACAGCACUAGUGACAGUUCCUUGAUGCACCCCCUGCCCAACGCCAUCAUGUCCCAAUCCCUGGCCACACAGCACUACCUGCGGCAGGUCGAGUCACACACCAGCAAUCUCCGAAUGCCGCACACCGUGACCAGCAAUUCCCAAGUGUUGGGCGCCGGCAGCACCUUCUUGCCCACGCUCUUCCCCCCGCAGCCGACCCGAGACAGCAAGUCUUUCAUUUACCUUUCCGGCCAGCAGCAGGCCCAGUUUGUGACCGUGCCGCCCCCUGCCAUACCAUCGUUCCCCAACGCCAUGGCCGUGCCGCCGGCGCCAUCCCAGCAGCAGCAGGCCAUGGGCCAGGGGGAGAAGAAACCCUAUGCAUGCACUCUCUGCUGUAAAACCUUUACCGCAAAACAGAACUACGUCAAACACAUGUUUGUGCAUACCGGAGAAAAGCCUCACCAGUGCAGCAUCUGCUGGCGCUCGUUCUCCCUGAAGGAUUACUUAAUCAAGCACAUGGUGACCCACACAGGGGUGCGGGCCUACCAGUGCAGCAUCUGCAACAAGCGCUUCACCCAGAAGAGCUCGCUCAACGUCCACAUGCGGCUGCACCGUGGCGAGAAGUCCUACGAGUGUGUCAUCUGCAAAAAGAAGUUCUCCCACAAGACCCUGCUGGAGCGCCACAUGGCCUUGCACAGCACAGGCAGCGCCAUCGCGGGGCUGACGGGCCCCGCGGGCAACCCCGGCCCCGUUUCCAUCCCCGUCUCCAUCCCCAUCCCCCUGCCCAUGGCCGUCCCCGAGCCCGGCGCCGGGGUGGUGGCCCUGGCCAUGCCCGUGAGCGGAGGAGCGGGAGAAGGGCCCGGGGUCCCGACGGGAGUGGGCGUGGCGGCCGAGGCCAGCUGCCAAGAAGGGACCACCUACAUGUGUUCCGUCUGCCCCGUCAAGUUCGACCAAAUGGAGCACUUCAACGACCACAUGCGAAUGCAUGUCUCCGACGGAUAAGUACAACCAGAUAAACUUCUCCAAAAGAAUGACAAACAAAAUGGCACUAGAUUUUCCUUUUUCUUCUUUUUGAGGUAUGGAGAGUAACGAGUACAGACACUGGCACAUUAAGUUUCCCAAAAGGAAAAAAAAAGAAAAAAAAAGAUUUUCCUUUUUGUUAUUCUAAAUAAACAAAAAGAUGGUGGCCUUAAGGCUUAGUAGUUUGAUACUGAUCUACUGGAUGGAUCCGAACUACGGGCCUCUAAAUGUAUGAUUUCCUAAAAUACUGAUUUAUGUGUUGAACACUACCGAAAGGCCUACGAAAGAAACAUACACACAAACACACCUUUAGCGUAGAUCUAUCUGAGCGAAUAUAAGUGUGCGUCGUGUGUGCAUCUGCAUGUGUCUCUGUGUGCGCGUGCGUGCGUGUGUGUGUGUGUGUGAGAGAAAGAGAGAGAGAGAAAUGCCAUUUAAAAUGGCAGUUGUGAACCCAUACUGACCAGUUUGGAAACGUUAGAUGUCCAAACUUACUGUGGUAUAAUUUACAACAACAAUAACAAAAAAAAAAAAAAUCAGCUGGGUGGGGCUACACAUUCCCUCUAAAAUACUAACAGUCACAAGAUUGCCUUCUAAAGUCAAUUUAAAAAAAAACAACAACAACACACAAGCAAGAAAGUAGUAAACUUGACACUGGGUUUUAUUUAUUCCUAUGGUAUUGAGAUAUUUUGAUGCCGCUGUUGUUAAGGUACAAAUUUCAAUCACUUCCCAUCAAAGAUUUGCGGGAAUAAUAUUUCGUAUGUUUUGUAACUGUCCAUGCAUUUUUAAUGGUUUCGUUGACUUAAUUAGACUGUGUUUAUGAGACGGAGCGGAAAAAAAAUAACAAAACACAAACAAAAAACGUUUUUCAAGACUCAUUUGCAUACACUGCCACUAAUCUCCUAAAAGACUGUUAGUCAAGGCUGCGCCAAUCAUAAAAUGAGUGUGAUUUUUUUAAAAAAUAUUUUUCUUUUUUAAUACUAUUUUCUUUCUCUGCCUUUUUCCAUUUACAGUUAGAGCAGCUCGGAAUAAGAGACUAGGCUCUCUCUACUCCGUAUUUGCUGCACCUCCACUUCCAUCCGACUCCUAUGGGCUGGAGGUUUUCAAACGAGAUUUGUCUCUCAAACUACCGGUAUUGUUGUUAUUGAUUAUCCUACGUGGUUAUUCAUUUUCCUUUCACUCUAUUAUGCAUCUGGGGGGGAGGGGAGGGGGGGGCUUGAGGUUGGCUGUGGAUUUGAACAGUGUUAAGGAGAGAGACAUUCAAUUACAAUCCCAAUUUGUUGUUGAAAUAAUCACCAUCUGAUUGGAGGAUACAACCUGGUCAUGACUUUUUGCAAAGCCGUCUUAGUGAUGGGAGCUUCAUAACACACUCUCAAUGUGUCACUGCCAAAUAGCCGGCGACGUUUUCAAAGGAAAAUUUGGAGAAGUACAUCUCCAACAUAAUUGCAAAUAUAUAUAUAUA